UGGAACGUGGAUUUGUCUUUGAUUCAUUUUGAUUAUACGUGUUAUUUUAUUUUGUGAAUAAAUAAAUAUGGCACCGAAGCAAAAGUUCGCUGAAGGUGAGAAAGUACUGUGUUUUCACGGUCCUCUAAUUUACGAGGCAAAAUGUCUAAAAAGCAGCGUUACCAAGGACAAACACGUCCGUUACCUAAUACAUUACGCAGGAUGGAACAAAAAUUGGGAUGAGUGGGUUCCGGAAAGCCGUGUAUUGAAAUAUAACGAGGCUAAUGUGCAGCGGCAGAAGGAAGUGCAGCGGGCGCAUUCAGCCCAGCCCGCAAAGACCAAGAAAACUCCGGCAAAGGGUCGUAAAUCUGAAUCAGCUGCAACGGCAACACCUGGAAAGGAGGAGGCAGCUACACCGGCCGCGGCCACCAAGGGACGCAAGUCGGAGGCGGCGCGCGACGAGUCCCGGGCCUCCACCCCCGCCGGUAAAGAUGCAGAGACGCCGGCGGCGGGCAAGGCCAGCAAGACCUCCAGCAAGGACGCGCCUGCUGACUCAGGCUCCGACCAGCCCAAGAAAAAACGGGGCCGCCUGGACUUAUCCAUUGAAUCUGAAGAGCAAUACUUAGCUAAAGUAGAAGUUAAGAUCAAAAUCCCCGAAGAACUGAAAGUCUGGCUAGUCGACGACUGGGACGUCAUCACGAGACAGCAGAAACUGGCCAUCCUCCCGGCCAAACUCACCGUUGAACAAAUUGUCGACAACUAUCUAGCGUUCAAGAAAUCCAGCAAAACGCAUAACCAAGCGAAGGAAUCCGUCUUAGUAGAUAUUACUGAAGGUAUCAAAGAAUAUUUCAACGCUACUUUAGGAUCUCAACUCUUAUAUAAGUUCGAAAGGCCUCAAUACAGUGAGAUAUUGCAAGAAUACCCCGAUACACCAAUGGCACAAAUAUAUGGUGCUAUACAUUUGCUCCGGCUGUUUUCCAAGAUGGGUCCAAUGUUAGCAUAUACAGCGCUUGAUGAAAAGUCGCUUCAACACGUGUUAACUCAUAUACAGGACUUUUUGAAGUAUAUGGUGACGAAUAGAUCGACUUUGUUCAAUCUCCAAGACUAUGGAAACGCUACGCCGGAGUACCACAGGAAGGUACAAUAGUAUUUACAUUGUAAGCCGCCUGGAUGUUUGUAUAGAACAAAAAGUGUGCAGCAGAGUCGAAUAAUUGAAAACAACUGCUAUUACACUAAUAGGGACCGUGCGCGUUGGAGGAUCUGCCAUCUUGUGGCCUGAAUCGGAAACAUAUGUGCACAUGUGUAUUGCCAAAGCAAGUGCUACCAUCUACCGUUCUCGUCGGUACUUUUCCUUUGCAUAGUAGGUUCUGCCAUCCUGUGGGCUACAUCGGAAGCAUAAACGACACAUUUACGCCUCGCGCCAAAAAUCUGACGGCUUCUAUGCUGCCCCCUAUAGUUCAUGCACGGGCACUAUAAGUUGUAGUUCUUUGAAACAGAUAGAUUAAUCUUUCAUAUUUAUGUGGUGGCCGAAAAUCGUGGAUUCAAACCUCAGUUGUGCUGUACAGAGCAGAAAAAAUCGUUAUCGAAAAAAAAAUGCAAAAGGAUCGCUAAAAAUCGGUCAGGAUUUUUAUCAUACUCAGACAAGAGGAUAAACUGGCGCCAAAUAACAAAACUUCCGUGAGACACAGACAUAUUAAAUAUAUUAAGAACGGGUCACUCACGUAUUUUAAGUCGAAAAACGCUCGACAUGUUUCACUCCGUACCGAGGAGUGUCAUCAGGAGCUUGCGUUGCGUUGCGUAGGUGGUUGCGUUCUUAAUAUAUUUAAUAUGGCGCCAAAUACUUUUGAAGUUAACUGUAGCAUUUAUAUUUAUUUACAGUCCUAGUAGUAGUGUACUAGGUACAGAAGAUUCACUCUCUAACAAAACGUGUCUGUUACGAUCAGGACAGAUAUGGCCGCUAGGUGGCGACAGCGCCACGCGCGGCUUAUGGCUAGCCACCAAAAUUGGUGUGGGACGGAUGUACUUGUAUUUACUGUAUUUGCCACAAAGGUGCCAUCUACGCAGAGCUUUGCCUAAUAUUCCCUAUUCGGACGCUUUGGCAAGAGAGGCGUGUUUAGAUAUUUGUAACCACCUUAGCCGCUCCAAUAUAAUAUAUUUGAAGGUAAUAUAUGUACUUUUAAAUGGUUUUAGCAUCAUUUGGGUUUUACAUGCCGUCAUCUUGCUUUAUUUAACGCCAUCUAGUGAAUCUUCACAGCUUUUUGUCCUUUGGUGCAAAUUGAGUGCACUAGGUGGCAUUACAAUGCAUCUCGAUCGGAUCGAAUCAUUGAAAGUGAAAUACUUAUCGCUAAACCCACGGAUUAUAUUCAAUUUGUUUGGAUAUUAGCAGUCGUUUUUACAAAAUAUAUACCGGGUGUGGCCUGUAACACGAGCAAAUAAUUAAAACAUAGAUUGUACUCCUCAAACGAUGACACUUUUGUUCAAAAACUUUUAAAAAUUAUGAAGUUAUUAGACUUCCUAUUUUUCAUACAAAAUAAAUAUUAUCUUCAAUGGACGCCAUCGCCACGCCAUAUCAUUGUGGUUGACGUUGCUUGUCACGCCUUAAACAUAACAAAAUUCGCAAUACAUUGCGUCUCAGAAUAAACUUUAAAGUGUAUUAAAAAUCAAACCACAAGUUAUUUUUAAAAGUCGCUGAACAAAUGUUGGUCAGUAUGAGGAGUACAGCCUACAGUUUAAUUUUUUGCUCAUGUUACAGGCCACACCUGGUAUACCUACUCACCUCUGUUAUAAUUGUUAAAAAAACAUGAUUAUAUUUUAAAAUUUUAAUUUAUUGCAGAAAUGAAUUUUGACCAUACUUUUUUUACUACAAAGGCAGAGAAAAGCAAUGUUAUGAAAUUUUGUGUCGUUCUCAACAAAAAGGUACUUUCUUUGUUGGUUCUUAAUAGGCAACUAAACUGGUCAACUGAUGAAUUAAUUAACUUUAAAACGGACAAACUAAUGCUUUUUAGAUGACAACGUCACAUUCGGGGUUCUCCUGUGGUUAACAUAAGUACUUUAUUUUGGUACGGAACCAUAAAAACAAGCAAAACCGGGCUGGUUCGCUAGUUUAGCUUAAUUGACUGAAUAUUUGAAGUGAAAGUAAUCAAUGUUAAUAUUGUUGAAAAUAAUUCCUGUAAUGUAAAUUAGGAUUAGGACAUUGAUAUUAUUUUAAAUAGGAUAACGAGAAAAUUGGAUACAUUUAAGGUCAAAAAUAUCAAUCGGGACAGUGUCAAAAUUAUGUGAACACUAACUUUAUUCUCAAUAUUUUAUAUGUAUUUUUGACCUUUAUUGUACGUCACAGUCGCCAUCAGAUAUAUCGCAGCGGCCAAGGUGUUCACAAUAUCUGAACACGCACUCUAACGCCCUGACAAUAGAGGCGUGUUCAGAUAUUUAUGAGCACCUUGGCCGCUCCGAUAUAUCUGAUGGCGACUGUACCUACCUACCUACCUAAGUAGAUAAGUGUUGUGUAAGUCUAAAAUGUAUUUACUAAAAUACAAUAUUUGUGAGAUGUAGUGUAAGCAAAGAGUUAUAGGUUAUAAAAGAGUUUUAAAGUCUAAGAAAAAUUCGUGCUUCGUAUUUGACAGCUGAUGCAAGAUGGCGCUGUACACCUCGUACAUUAUGCGGUAACCCUGCUUGUCAAAAAUUGACAUUUGACAGUUUAGUUUCCACGAAACAUGGCGCCAUAAAAGCGCUAUUUAUAGUCUGACAAAAAAGUAGAGAUGCACCGGAUAUUCGUUUACUAUCCGGUAUCCGGCCUAUUCGGCCAUUUUUUUAAUAUCCGGCCGGAUACCGGAUAGUGACCUACUAUCCGGCCGGAUACCGCAUAGUAACAUUGCUUGAUUUCGGAGUAAACUAAUGAGAUUUAAGAAACAGUCUUGAUCAUAAUCGUACUUGUUUAUUAUUUUAAAACAAUUUAAACAUUCCACUGACUUGCACGCGCACUCAUUUCGAACCUAGAAAUGUGUCCGCGCGAAAGUUCAUUAGAAACAGGUUAAACCUGCGGAAUGCGCACCUGAAAAACCGAAAUGUAGUUAAGUAGCUAAGUUCCGCUGGCCGAAUAUUCGGCGGCCAGAUACCGGAUAUUCGGCCGAUGGUCAGGCCGAAUAUCCGGUAUCCGGACAAACAACUAUCCGUUGCAUCUACAAAAAAGAGUAGAAAUUAUAAAGUGGCAAUACUGUAGUGUCGUCCCGUUUUCUUAGAUUGAUUUGAAAGGGAUGACACUACAGUAUUGCCACCUUUUAAUUUCUACUCUUUUUUGUGAGUACUUCAGCUUACUUCAGGGCACUAUUUCUUAGAUUUUACAAAUUCUUUUGGUGUAAGUUAUUUCAUAUAUUUCUCUUUUUAUUAUAGUACCGGUUAGUAAAGCAUGCGGUAUGAGUUUGCCUUGGAGGCAAUGAUAAUUUGGAAUAAAUCUCUUUACAGUA
Messenger RNA from Cydia fagiglandana, 4439 nucleotides. It is a transcript of the gene MRG15, whose product is annotated as mortality factor 4-like protein 1. Gene Ontology annotation, cellular component: nucleus; NuA4 histone acetyltransferase complex. The transcript has 7 exons. Lineage: Eukaryota; Metazoa; Arthropoda; Insecta; Lepidoptera; Tortricidae. Gene Ontology annotation, biological process: regulation of DNA-templated transcription; chromatin organization. The record is from RefSeq and is a predicted model, not a curated record. The coding region runs from base 68 to 1126 and encodes 352 amino acids.